GUCGCCAUUUCUCCUCCAUCUCUCUCCUCCAAAUCUCUCUCUCUCUCUCUCUCUUCUCCUUAAAGGAGCGAACUUUCGAGAACUUCGAAAAGGGGGAAAGAAAAUCGAAGGCAAAAACCCACAAAUUUUUCAUUGCAAACCCGAUUCCUCCACCGCCGUUUUUUUGCUUCCGGAGAAGAUCCCCGGAUCUUCCCCCACUUUCGACUUCCGCAGCGGCGCUACCUCGCCGGUUUCCGGCCGACGACGACGAAGGAGGAGGCGGAGGACGACGGAGGAGAAGAUGAGCACCGGCGAGCUCCUCGACAUCGAGCCCUUGGAGCUCAAGUUUCCCUUUGAGCUGAAGAAGCAGAUCUCGUGUUCGCUUCAGCUGUCGAACAGAACCGACAGCUAUGUCGCUUUCAAGGUGAAGACGACCAAUCCCAAGAAAUACUGUGUUCGUCCGAACACGGGGGUUGUCUUACCUCGGUCGGCAUGUGAUAUAAUAGUUACUAUGCAAGCUCAGAAGGAGGCUCCUCCUGACAUGCAAUGCAAAGAUAAAUUUCUUCUACAGAGUGUGAAGGUAAAUGAUGGCGUAACUGCAAAGGAUAUUACUGCUGAAAUGUUCAAUAAGGAGUUGGGCAAUGUGGUCGAGGAAUGCAAAUUGCGGGUGGUUUAUGUCGCGCCUCCUCAACCACCUUCUCCAGUUCCAGAAGGGUCGGAAGAAGGUUCUUCACCAAGGGGUUCUGUUUCCGACAAUGGCAACAUCAAUGGUUCUGAGGUGGCUUCUGUUACAAGAUCGUUUGACGAGCCUCAAGAUAAAUCUGUUGAGGCAAGAGCUCUCAUUAGAAAGUUGACAGAGGAAAAGGAUAAAGCUAUCCAACAAGGUACCAAGCUUCGUCAAGAACUGGAUAUGCUAAGGCGGGAGGGCAGCAAGAGCCAAGGCGGCAUCUCGUUUAUGAUUGUUGUUAUUAUUGGUCUGCUCGGCAUCAUCUUGGGGUACUUCAUGAAGAAGACAUAAUGAGGAGUCCCCGAUUAAAUUCUCACAAUAUUUCCUCUUCUGGCGUUCCUCUUUGUUUCCGAUCUUCAGGGAAGCAAUGAAGAAAGGAAACAAAACAACGGACAAGAUGGGGGGUUUUUAGUGCUCCUUUUAUUUUUAUUUUUUAUUUUUAUUUUAUCUGUUGUGAAGUUAACCAAAUUGAGUUCAGGUGGAGUCAUGGAUCUGUGGCUGCCGGAACUCGGGGUCGGUAGUUAGCGAGUUCUUUUGCGUCGUCAAUGCAUUCUUUUUUGUUGUAACUUGAAGAGGAUGAUGAUUCAUCGGUCUGUUCUUUUUUCUCUUUUCUUUUGUUCCCUUUUUGUCUUUUUGGUGGUUAGAACUUUUCGGAGAUAGCUGUGAAAUGUCCUGACUGGGUAACUGCUAAAUAAAUCCACCCCUUUCUCGGUUA
Molecule: messenger RNA, 1421 nt
Organism: Eucalyptus grandis
Lineage: Eukaryota; Viridiplantae; Streptophyta; Magnoliopsida; Myrtales; Myrtaceae
Product: vesicle-associated protein 1-1
Exons: 8
Coding region: 281-997 (238 amino acids)
Biological process (GO): endoplasmic reticulum membrane organization
Cellular component (GO): endoplasmic reticulum membrane; plasma membrane
Source: RefSeq, a predicted model, not a curated record